CCCAUUAAUUCUCAUAAUAUAGAGUUAGGAGCUGAGUUCGUGGGCACCUUCAUCCUCAUCUUCGGCGCGACGGCGGCGCCGAUCGUGAACCAGAAGUACAACGGCGCGGAGACGUUGAUCGGCAAUGCCGCGUGCGCGGGGCUCGCCGUCAUGAUCGUCAUUCUGUCGACGGGCCACAUCUCGGGCGCCCACCUGAACCCCUCGCUCACCAUCGCCUUCGCGGUGCUCCGCCACUUCCCCUGGGUGCAGGUCCCCGCGUACAUCGCCGCGCAGGUGUCGGCCUCCAUAUGCGCCUCGUUCGCCCUCAAGGGCAUCUACCAUCCCUUUCUCUCCGGCGGCGUUACCGUCCCCUCCGUCAGCACCACCCAAGCUUUCUUUAUCGAGUUCGUCAUCACCUUCAAUCUCCUUUUCGUCGUCACCGCCGUCGCCACCGAUACUCGUGCGGUAGGGGAAUUAGCUGGAAUAGCGGUGGGAGCAACUGUGAUGCUUAACAUACUUAUCGCGGGGCCAUCGAGUGGGGGAUCAAUGAAUCCGGUGAGAACAUUAGGGCCCGCGGUGGCCGCGGGGAACUACAAGCAGAUAUGGAUAUACCUGGCGGCCCCGACAGCAGGUGCAAUCACUGGCGCGGCCGUUUACACUGCGGUGAAGCUGAGGGACGAGAACGGGGAAACGGUGCGCCCGGUGCGGAGUUUCCGCCGCUAAAUCCAAAUGCUAUGGUGAGGUGAUCAUGCAGUUACAUUAUCUAUUUAUUAAUUAUGAUCAUGGUGGUAAUUAAUGAUUAGUGUUGCAAUAAUCCUCGUUUUGCUUUGCUCAAAACGAAUUGUUAAGACGUAUAGAUAUGGUGUGGUGUUUGUUUGGUUUAAGUGUGAGGCAAAGAUGAGCCCUAAGAGGUUCACUUUGUUGUUGUGGUAUUAUUAUUUGCUAUACAUAUUGUGAUAAUUAGUGAAAUAUGUUGUGGAAAUAAACCAGGUCACAAACCCUAUAAGAUGUAAGGAUGAUCCUGUUAAAUGGUCUCUUAUUGUA
This is a messenger RNA of Ananas comosus (pineapple), 1023 nucleotides long. RefSeq names its product probable aquaporin NIP5-1. Gene Ontology annotation, molecular function: channel activity. NCBI's taxonomy places the organism in Eukaryota, Viridiplantae, Streptophyta, Magnoliopsida, Poales, Bromeliaceae. The annotation marks the transcript as partial. Gene Ontology annotation, biological process: transmembrane transport. The record is from RefSeq and is a predicted model, not a curated record. The transcript is spliced from 4 exons. Gene Ontology annotation, cellular component: membrane.